AUGUCAGCCCAGGAAGAGUUCGACCAACUGGUGCAAAACAACCGCGAUCACGCCUCAUCCCACCCCGAGGACCGCGAUCACUCCCCGCACCUGUCGGACGACCACGACUCGGCCUCCUCCUCACGCCACCUGCGCCAGCGUCGGGCGAUCGAUUCCUCCGACGAAGACGAGGACAAUACCGACAACAUGGUCUCCUCCCGCGGCAACUACCACGUCCCCAACACCGUCUUCGAAGCCAACACCGGCCCGAAGGGCGUCAUCGCCGACGCCCAGGCCUUCGAGCGCGCCCGCAAGAAGUCCUUCCGCCGGACCCUCCUCAAUGCCGCCGGCUUCGACUCCAACAGUCCCGCCUUCGGCUCUCACAAGGCCACCCGUGACAACACGCCUCCAGCGCCGGAGGGCUCGUCCGGCAGUGAGGACGAUGAGGAGCGGUUCCUGCACAAGUGGCGCGUUUCGCGCAUGCAUGAGCUUCAGAACCGCGGCAUGCGGCGUCCAUCCCCACGUGGGCGACGCUUUGGGUCGGUCGACACCGUCGAUGCCGCGGGGUACCUGGACGCGAUCGAGAAGGUGACCUCGGACACCGUGGUCGUCGUUUGCAUCUACGAUCCUCAGUCCGAUGACAGCGCCAUUAUCGAGGAGUGCCUCGUCACCAUCGCCCGCAGACAGCCCACCACCCGCUUUGUCAAGCUGCACCGCGAGAUUGCCGAGAUGGACCACAUCAAGGCUCCUGCGCUGCUGGCCUAUCGUGGCGGUGAUGUCUUCACUACGAUAACUGAUAUCAUUCGCAACAUCCCCAAGGGCCGCAGCUGCAGUGCUGAUAGCCUGGAGGACUUGUUGAAGCUGAACCGUGUGCUUUGA
Molecule: messenger RNA, 858 nt
Organism: Penicillium canariense
Lineage: Eukaryota; Fungi; Ascomycota; Eurotiomycetes; Eurotiales; Aspergillaceae
Product: phosducin family protein
Exons: 3
Coding region: 1-858 (285 amino acids)
Biological process (GO): regulation of G protein-coupled receptor signaling pathway
Source: RefSeq, a predicted model, not a curated record